GUUUAGUGGGAUUGCAUAGGGGACACGUGUCUGUCAUACAUUUUACGUUGGAUUCUUUCAGGAUACGUGUCUUUAAAAAAAAUCACUGAAAUUUGAAGUGCGAGGUGAAUUCUAGCGCACUUUUUCAAAAGGACACAUCAGUGUAAACCAAACCGGAGAGAAUCUGAAAAAAAUGGCCACCAAACCCGUACAAAACAAGACCAAAUCGGCCAAAUCUGGCAGCGCCAGCGGCAGCAGCUUUAAGGAAAUCUGGGACCGGGCACUGAAGCCAAACUCGGAAUGGGCGGAGAAGGACGACUUCCUGGAUGUGAUCUACUGGUCCCGGCAGAUCAUCGGCAUCCUGAUUGGCGUCGUGAUGGGCAUCGUUCCGCUGAAGGGCUUCAUCGCGUUGGCCCUGUUUGCGUUGAUAAACUGCGGCAUCGUGUACCUGUACUCGACCAGCUAUCAGUCGGUUGACGAGGAAGCCUACGGCGGAAUCUGGGAAAUCAUCAAGGAGGGAUUCAUGACGUCGUUUGCGUGCUUCCUGGUGACGUGGAUCAUAUUUUACACCGGAAUACACUUUGACUCGGUAACGACGGCCAAGAUGCAAUGAUUGUUUUUUAAGUAAAUGCAAAUACUCUGUCUUCAGCAGUGGAUAAUAACUAAUUUAUGUUUGAAUAAUGAUUAAAGCAAGUUAAGCAAAUAAAGUCAACCAAAUUGAGAGGAACGUGUGAAC
Culex quinquefasciatus (southern house mosquito) is the source of this 715-nucleotide messenger RNA. RefSeq names its product respirasome Complex Assembly Factor 1. The transcript has 2 exons. The coding region runs from base 173 to 592 and encodes 139 amino acids. The record is from RefSeq and is a predicted model, not a curated record. Gene Ontology annotation, biological process: mitochondrial respirasome assembly. Lineage: Eukaryota; Metazoa; Arthropoda; Insecta; Diptera; Culicidae.